Messenger RNA from Coregonus sp. 'balchen', 18992 nucleotides. NCBI's taxonomy places the organism in Eukaryota, Metazoa, Chordata, Actinopteri, Salmoniformes, Salmonidae. The record is from the annotation of a GenBank genome assembly.
GAGGUACAAUGUCGGAGAGCAGUUGAUUCCCAGUUGGUCACCAGCCUGUUUAGGGACGGAAUUUCCUUAGGUGACACUGGACAGACUACCACACCCAGAAAGGUAAGCAUUUCUCCACACUUGUUUCAAAAAGGGCAGCUAAUAUUUCAGUGGUUAUCAAAACAACCUGAGUCUGAAAGCAAAUAUGACCUAUAGCCUACCCAUACUAGUGGUAAUCUUGCGUUCAAGUGAUGCUGUUGGACCUGUUUACUGUUCUGUUAGUGUUCUUGUGUUACAUCUUUUUUCAGUUGUCUUUGACUGUGACAUGUGUUCAGAGUACAUUUUCUCACAGUUAGUGGAUUAUUCCCAGUUAUAUCUUGCAUCCCAACCUUGUGUCCAACAGCCUGCAGCGUUAGAUGAGAUAAAGCUCAAAUCACCUACCAUCAAAGAGGAGAGGCUGGAGGAAGCCUGGGACAAUCAUGACCAACGAGAGAGACUGAGUACCGGUAAGUAAAUGGGAGACGGGCUUAAUCAAGUGUUUUCAUUAUGCCUUUUGGGAAAAAAAGUUUUUUGUAUUACACACAUCUCAUUGCACUUAGGUUCUGGGUCAUACCAUUUGGCCUUUUCCCAUAAAUAUGAAUAAAUCACAAUGUUAUAUUGGGGAAAAAAACAUGAUAAAUUAUUACGGUCAUGUAAAAUGAUUGCAAUAAUGUUAAACUGCGUACUGUAUACAAUUCAUGAAUUGAUUUAAUUAUAAGUGCAACAGAUUUCAUGCCAAUAUUUUUGGCUUUCAUAUAGACUAGAAAUUGCUCAUAUCCUUUGACUGAUUUGUAAUAUUUGAUGAUUACCUUCAUGAUCAUCCAGUUCAUAGUGAUUCACACACUGUGUUGUUCAUUUUGUAGGAGCUUUAAAUCACAGUGUUGAUGGAGGAGAAAGGCAUUCCAACAUCGAAACAGAGGCUGCUCAACCAAUCAGCAAACAGGAGAACGCCAGCUCUUGUAAAUGGGUGAGUGGCGAAACAGACAACAAUGAAAACCUGAGUGUGAACAAAAGAUCUCAAACCCCAGCAUUGGAAGAUGGUGAUGGAAUACUUGACCAUGCAGGCUUUGAUUGUAUGAUGUUUGAGCCCCCCAGACAACUUGGGACACUUAGCACCCAGGGUCCUGGGGCUGAUCUUCCCGAGUGCUCUUACUCUCAUGUGGAUGUUGUACCUAUUCACUCUGAUUCAGAGAAUGGUUUUCCCUUUUCGAUGUACAAGGUGAGUCACUCCAUAACUGAGCACAAACAACCUGUAGCUUACAGAGACAAUAGACAGAGGGCGCCGUUGCCCUCAGAUGAGCCUCACAUGACUGUGCGAAAAGGCAUUGAGACUGGAUCCAGUGCCUUGGUAAUGAUGGAUGGUUGGGUCUCCCAUGACAGUCAUAAUAAUGACGCUGUGAAUUACAACCGAGAUGGCACAGCAGGUAACCGGUUCAUUUGUAGUUUCUGUGGUAAGACUUUGGCUUGUCUGAAGAACCUCAAGACACACCUGAGGGUUCACACCGGGGAGAAGCCGUUCAGCUGCAUGCGGUGCGGGAAGCGCUUCUCCGACUCCAGCAACCUCAAGCGACACCAGAGCGUUCACACGGGGGAGAGACGCUACGGCUGCAGCCACUGCGGCAAGCGCUUCGCCCAGUCGGGGCACCUCAAAGUUCACCUGAGCGUACACACAGGAUGCAAGCAGUUUAGAUGCCCACAGUGUGGAAAGACUUUCAUAUCGGCCAAUCAUCUCAAGAGACACAUCAGUGUCCACGAUGGAGAAGAAAGUAUUUUACCAACCACUUUUCAGUGAGUGAAAGUGUACACAAACGUUCUUCAGCCCAGCUUGAACAAAAAAGGAAUUGCGUCUUGACUGAGGGAAUUCAUAAUCCAAAAAGUAUUCUAUACACUUUUGAAUUAGUGUCUUUGUAACUCUCAUUGAAGUUGUUUAUCACUUAUCCUCAGCCCACUGUGUGGAAAGCUGUUUGCGGACUCAAGUAGUCUCAUCAGAUACAAGUGUUCACACAGGAGAAAUACCCUCCAUCUGCAUACAGUCUGGGGAGGAGCUUGCUGCGAAACACAACCUUACACUUCACCUAUAGAGAAACCAUUCUGCUUGCUCAAGUGCUGGAGAUGUAUUGUCACUGACUAUACUAUGAACACGAUCGUGAAUAAUUCUACUUUUUAACAUUUUAACUGAACACAUUUUUGUCUGUAGGCUAUUUGUCAUUUACAGUUGAGGACUAGUCUUAUAACAAAACAAAAAGAAUGGAAUCAACAAAUAAUUUGUGUGCCGCCAUUACUAUUAAUAUUUCAAAAGUGCUGCAGGCAAUAUAUGAAAGGUGCAGUACAAACAGCGAUUGUUACAACUAUUAUUAUUAAUAUAAAAAAUACUACCUCUCUUUAGGAAAAACACUCCUCCAAGCCAAUCACUCUAGUCAAAUGAUAUCUCGCAAAGGCUCACAUAUGACAUUUUUGUAAUAUGUAUUCUGUUGCACACAUUCUUUUUUUUCCCCAGAAUUGCCCUUGAAAAUUGAUGUUUUUGUGAAAUAAACAAUUUUAAGAAAAAGGCCACCACAUUCCUGACUUUCUUGACUCUCAUCCAGUAGGAUGCAGAACCAGCUACUCAUCAGCAACACUAAAGAAGCACUUCCGGGUCACGGAAUUUCAGAAAUCUUCAUAAGUCUCCCACGUAAUAGUAGAAAAGUGUCAAUAACCUGUAUUUAUUCAUGAUAUAUGAAAAUUGUCUAAACAAUAACAAUGAUUCAUAUUUAAGUGACAUUUGCAUUAUAGUUGGGUUUUAAAACAUGUUCCAUGGUCAAAUAAAGAUAACACAUUUCUGUAUACAGCACAGCACUUACAAAUAUUGCACUGUACAGGAAAAACUAUUGAUUGUGUGUCCAUAAAACCAGGGUCCUGUCUACUCACUAUAGUCCCAUAGAAUACAAGACAGAUGAGUUUGAACAAAAAGCUAGUUCAUAGGAAGUGUUGCUGGCUUUUUACUCCGCCCCCUCCAAAUCCCCCAAUGCAACACACUGCAUGUGGCCAGCCAGCAGCAUACCACACUGCAUCCCACUGCUGGCUUGCCACUGAAGCUAAACAGGGUUGGUCCUGGUUGUUCUCUGGAUGGGAGAAGUGGUGUUGGCGGGCCAGUAGGAGGCAUUCUUUCCUCUGGUCUAAAAAAAAAGAUCCCAAUACCUCAGUGUAGUGAUUGGGGACAUUGCCCUGUGCAGGGUGCCUUCUUUCGGAUGGGACGUUAAACGGGUGUCCUUCCUCUCUGUGGUCACUAAAGAUCCCAUGGCACUUAUCGUAAGAGUGUCCUGGCUAAAUUCCCAAUGUGGCCCUCAUACCAUCAUGGCCACCAAAUCAACCCCAGCUUCCAAUUGGCUCAUUCAUCCCCUCUCCCCUGUAACUAUUCCCCAGGUCAUUGCUUUAAAUAAGAAUGUGUUCUCAGUCACCUUACCUGGUAAAAUAAGGGUUAUAAAAUAUAUAUAUAUAUAUAUCUAUAUAUAUAUAUAUAUAUAUAUAUAUAUAUAUCUAUAUAUAUAUCUAUAUAUAUAUAUAUAUAUAUAUAUAUAUAUAUAUAUAUAUAUAUAUAUAUAUCUAUAUAUAUAUAUAUAUCUAUAUAUAUAUAUAUCUAUAUAUAUCUAUAUAUAUAUAUAUAUAUACACACACACAGUGGGGAGAACAAGUAUUUGAUACACUGCCGAUUCAGCAGGUUUUCCUACUUACAAAGCAUGUAGAGGUCUGUAAUUUUUAUCAUAGGUACACUUCAACUGUGAGAGACGGAAUCUAAAACAAAAAUCCAGAAAAUCACAUUGUAUGAUUUUUAAGUAAUUAAUUUGCAUUUUAUUGCAUGACAUAAGUAUUUGAUCACCUACCAACAAGUAAGAAUUCCGGCUCUCACAGACCUGUUAGUUUUUCUUUAAGAAGCCCUCCUGUUCUCCACUCAUUACCUGUAUUAACUGCACCUGUUUGAACUUGUUACCUGUAUAAAAGACACCUGUCCACACACUCAAUCAAACAGACUCCAACCUCUCCACAAUGGCCAAGACCAGGGAGCUGUGUAAGGACAUCAGGGAUAAAAUUGUAGACCUGCACAAGGCUGGGAUGGGCUACAGGACAAUAGGCAAGCAGCUUGGUGAAAAGGCAACAACUGUUGGCGCAAUUAUUAGAAAAUGGAAGAAGUUCAAGAUGACGGUCAAUCACCCUCGGUCUGGGGCUCCAUGCAAGAUCUCACCUCGUGGGGCAUCAAUGAUCAUGAGGAAGGUGAGGGAUCAGCCCAGAACUACACGGCAGGACCUGGUCAAUGACCUGAAGAGAGCUGGGACCACAGUCUCAAAGAAAACCAUUAGUAACACACUACGCCGCCAUGGAUUAAAAUCCUGCAGCGCACGCAAGGUCCCACUGCUCAAGCCAGCGCAUGUCCGGGCCCAUCUGAAGUUUGCCAAUGACCAUCUGGAUGAUCCAGAGGAGGAAUGGAAGAAGGUCAUGUGGUCUGAUGAGACAAAUAUAGCUUUUUGGUCUAAACUCCACUCGCCGUGUUUGGAGGAAGAAGAAGGAUGAGUACAACCCCAAUAACACCAUCCCAACCGUGAAGCAUGGAGGUGGAAACAUCAUUCUUUGGGGAUGCUUUUCUGCAAAGGGGACAGGAUGACUGCACCGUAUUGAGGGGAGGAUGGAUGGGGCCAUGUAUCGCGAGAUCUUGGCCAACAACCUCCUUCCCUCAGUAAGAGCAUUGAAGAUGGGUCGUGGCUGGGUCUUCCAGCAUGACAACGACCCGAAACACACAGCCAGGGCAACUAAGGAGUGGCUCCGUAAGAAGCAUCUCAAGGUCCUGGAGUGGCCUAGCCAGUCUCCAGACCUGAACCCAAUAGAACAUCUUUGGAGGGAGCUGAAAGUCCGUAUUGCCCAGCGACAGCCCGGAAACCUGAAGGAUCUGGAGAAGGUCUGUAUGGAGGAGUGGGCCAAAAUCCCUGCUGCAGUGUGUGCAAACCUGGUCAAGACCUAUAGGAAACGUAUGAUCUCUGUAAUUGCAAACAAAGGUUUCUGUACCAAAUAUUAAGUUCUGCUUUUCUGAUGUAUCAAAUACUUAUGUCAUGCAAUAAAAUGCAAAUUAAUUACUUAAAAAUCAUACAAUGUGAUUUUCUGGAUGUUUGUAUUAGAUUCCGUCUCUCACAGUUGAAGUGUACCUAUGAUAAAAAUUGCAGACCUCUACAUGCUUUGUAAGUAGGAACACCUGCAAAAUCGGCAGUGUAUCAAAUACUUGUUCUCCCCACUGUAUAUAUGGAAUACAUAUUUUACUGUAGAGAAUUGUUUUACUGCCUGUCUAAACUGGGGUGGAAAAUACUACUACUACUACUACUAACCAAACAAAAAUAAUCCGUUUUGGAGGGGGACUUUGUCGUACAGACUGUUGCUGGCUUUCACUCCGCCACCUCCAUUGCUGCCAGUGGAUAGAUGCAGCUACAUGUUGCUAUAACUGGAGUCCUGUGGGCAAAGAGUUGAACAACUUUUGCAGUGAUGGGGAGCAUCCAAGCAAAGAAGAUGAAGAUUCUGUAAAACAGUCUUAUGCUGUUAUGAAGGUAGAUGACUAAUAAUGUGACAAAAUAUAUAAUAUCUCUUAUCUGGGAAAUGUUUACUACGGUUUCAGGCACCCUAGUUAAAAUGCAGUACGUUACAGCCUUAUUCUAAAAUGGAUGGAAGAAAAAAAAUCCUCAUCAAUCUACACAAUACCCCAUAAUGACAAAGCGAAAACAGGUUUUUAGACAUUUUUGCUAAUUUAUAUAGAAUAAAAAACAGAAAUCCCUUAUUUACAUAAGUAUUCAGACCAUUUGCUAUGAUACUCAAAAUUUUAGCUCUGGUGCAUCCUGUUUCCAUUGAUCAUCCUUGAUGUUUCUACCAUUUGAUUGGAGUCCGUGUAGCUCAGUUGGUAGAGCAUGGCGCUUGCAAUGCCAGGGUUGUGGGUUCGAUUCCCACGGGAGGCCAGUAUGGGAGAAAAAAAAAUUAUUCACUGGAUAAGAGCGUCUGCUAAAUGACUAAAAUGUCAAUGUCAAUGUAAAUUCAAUUGAUUGGACAUGAUUUGGAAAGGCACACACCAGUCUAUAUAAGGUCCCACAGUUGACAGUGCAUGUCAGAGCAAAAACCAAGCCAUGAGGUCGAAGGAAUUGUCCGAAGUCAGGAUUGUGUCGAGGAACAGAUCUGGGGAAGGGUAGCAAAAAAUGUCUGCAGCAUUGAAGGUCCCCAAGAACACAGUGGCCUCCAUCAUUCUUAAAUGGAAGAAGUUCGGAACCACCAAGACUCUUCCUAGAGCUGGCCGCCCAGCCAAACUGAGCAAUCGGGAGGGGGGAGGGCCUUGGUCAGGGAGGUGACCAACAACCAGAUGGUCACUCUGACAGAGCUCCAGAGUUCCUCUGUGGAGAUGGAAGAACCUUCCAGAAGGACAACCAUCUCUGCAGCACUCCACCAAUCAGGCCUUUAAGGUAGAGUGGCCAGACGGAAGCCACUCCUCAGUAUGGCACAUGACAGCCCACUUGGAGUUUGCCAAAAGGCACCUAAAGGACUCUCAGACCAUGAGAAACAAGAUUCUCUGGUCAGAUGAAACCAAGAUUGAACUAUUUGGCCUGAAUGCCAAGCGUCACGUCUGGAGGAAACCUGGCACCAUCCCUACGGUGAAGCAUGGUGGUGGCAGCAUCAUGCUGUGGGGAUGUUUUUCAGCGGCAGGGACUGGGAGACUAGUCAGGACCGAGGGAAAGAUGAACGGAGCAAUGUACAGAGAGAUCCUUGAUGAAAACCUGCUCCAGAGCGCUCAGGACCUCAGACUGGAGCGAAGGUUCACCUUCCAACAGGACAACGACCCUAAGCAUACAGCCAAUACAACGCAGCAGUGGCUUCAGGACAAGUCUCUGAAUGUCCAUGAGUUGCCCAGCCAGAGCCUGGACUUGAACCCGAUCGAACAUCUCUGGAGAGACCUGAAAAUAGCUGUGCAGCGACGCUCCCCAUCCAACCUGACAGAGUUUGAGAGGAUCUGCAGAGAAGAAUGGGAGAAACUCCCCAAAUACAGGUGUGCCAAGCUUGUAGCGUCAUACCCAAGAAGACUUGAGGCUGUAAUCGCUGCCAAAGGUGCUUCAACAAAGUACUUAGUUAAGGGUCUGAAUAUUUAUGUCAAUGUGAUAUCUGUUUAUAUUUAAUACAUUUUCAAAAAAUUCUACAAACCUCUUUUUUAUUUGUUAUUAUUGGGUAUUGUGUGUAGAUUGAUGAGGGAAAAAAAACAAUUCUAUCAAUUUCAGAUUAAGGCUAUAACGUAACAAAAUGUGGAAAAAGUCAAGGGGUCUGAAUUCUUUCCAAAUGCAUUGUAUAUAUUUUCCAUGUCCUUGUUCAGCCAUGACUCUGAGAAACAUGGGAUAUUACAGUUCUUCAGAUCACGUUGAUAAGAUAGUCUCGAAACUGAGCUCGUCCAGUUUAUUCUCCAGUGAUUGCACGUUCGCCAAUAGAACGGAGGGUAGAGGCGGUUUAUCCACUCGCCGACGUAGUCUCGUCAGUAUCCCGCAUGCCGUCCUCUAUAACAAUACAAACCGUACUAACAUAAUUAUCUAUGAGACGUCAUAUUAUUCAAAGCUUUUAAGAAAGGAUUAAUUUGGUUCCCUUACAGUAUAUGGUGAAGGAGAUGGGUAAGCCUGAGUGCAUCCAAAUCAAAGAGGAAAGACAGGAGAACACCAUAAGCCUACAGAAUGACCCAAGGAUCAAAGGUGGGUGCUUAUAUUUGUCUUAUUUCACAUAUGUACAAGUGUGUAUUAAUACGCAUGUGUGAAUUGGAAAUGUGUUUUUUUGCAUAUCCCACUCUCCCUGAGACACCCUCGGCGAGUGGGGUCAUGGCCAGGGUCUGCCAUUCAACUGCGACCCUGGAGCAAUUAGGGUUAAUUGCCUUGCUCAAGGGCAUAUCGACAGAUUUUUCACCUUGUCGGCUCAGGGAGAGUAAGUGCAAUGGAGGCCUAUAAUGAAAUGUAAAAUGCCAGUCAUAUGGAGUGGAUGGUUUAUCUAUAAUUUAAAAAAAACAACUCCAUCUUAAAAUGAUUUCUCAAAGUCAAGGAAAGGCAAUUAUCCACUAUUUUAUAUUUCAUCAAUUAUUUCCUCUCUAUAGGCAGUGUUGAAUCAGGUGCUGAUGAAGACCAAAGGGAUGUGAUUGGACACACUCAGACUGACAGUCUCUUUGAGGACAAUGAUCCGCACAUCAACGCAGACCAAGAGAGGGAGCGCACGAUCCAGAAGUUUCAGCAUACGAAAGUUGCACACUGCGUACGGAGGCAGGGAUACUCUGGCUUGUGGACACCAAGAAGCACUGAAACAGAUUCUGAGGAUCCAGCUUGUUCUUAUUCUGAGGAAAUUAGCCCCACUCGUGUCAAAGCUCACACAAAGCAACAACAGACUUCCUUAGCUGAGGAAAGCACUUUGUUCGCUGUUGAAUCUCACAAUGUGAAACCAGUGGCUGCAAUACUUGAUUCUGAACCCUAUGAAGCAAAAUAUCAAUCUAGCAGUAGUGAUAAUGAUUAUUAUGAUAAUGAUAGCAGUAAAAACAGCAUGUCUUACGAGGCUAGUGAAAACUUUGGAAAUCUUGCUGAGAGGUGUUUCUCUAACAGUCAAGUAAAUAUGAGAGGGAACACAGCAAGGCUAAAGGUGGGCAUAGUCCAACGCUACAUAGCAGGACAUAAAAUGCAACACAGGGUUGGCAAGCGAGAAAAACGGUUUGUUUGUGGCUUCUGCAGAAAACAUUUCACUUGUCCAAAGUAUCUUCAGUCUCACCAGCGGGUUCACACGGGAGAGAAACCCUUCAGCUGCUCUCAGUGUGGGAAGAGGUUCGGCCAAUCUGUUUAUCUGAAGAAACAUCAGACCGUCCACACUGGAGAGAAACCAUUUGUUUGCCCACUUUGUGGAAAGCAGUUUGCGGAUGCAAGUAAUCUCAUCAGACACAAGAGUGUUCACACAGGAGAAAGACCCUCCAUCUGAAUACAGUCUGAGGAGAGGUUUGCUGCAAAGCACAACCUUAUUAUUCACAGAGAGAGAAACCAUUCAGGUUGCGCAAAUGCUGGAGAUUGUUUUGUCACACAGAGUACACCAUGAACACAAUUAGUCAUGAAUAAUUCUACUUUUUAACAUUUUGACUGUAGGCUAUUUGUCAUUUUACAGUUGAGGACUAGUCUUGUAACAAAACAAAAUUAAUGGAAUUAAAAUAUGUGUGCCUCCAUUAAAGCAGAAAUAUGUAACUUUUUGGGCGACCUGACCAAAAUCACAUAGAAAUCUGAGUUAUAGAUCUGUCAUUCGCAUUGAAAGCAAGUCUAAGAAGUGGUAGAUAUGUUCUAUGUGUGCUAUUUCUAUGCUUCCUGUUAAGCUUCGUUUUUUUGUCUUUAAUUUUAUUCCAAGGUCAAAUAAAGAAUAACACAUUUCUUUAUACAGCACAUACAAAUAUUGCACUGUACAGGAAAAAUCUUAUCUUAUAUAAAGUAAAAACUCUUUAGUUAAGAUUUUUCCCCAAUGUAGUUAUACUUUUGUAACAUAAUUUUAACAUCACGCACUAUGCAAAGCUCCAAAAAAUAUUUAUUUCAUAUCAUCAGUGAUGGGAAAAGUACCCAAUUGUCAUACUUGAGUAAAAGUGAAGAUACCUUAAUAGAAAAGGACUCAAGUAAAAGUGAAAGCCAACCAGUAAAAUAAUACUUGAGUAAAAGUCUAAAAGUAUUUGGUUUUAAAUAUACCGCAGACUUUACCGCAGACUUUUAUUUUGAAGGCUGAAUCUGAAAACCGGAAGUCUUAUUGUGGAUAGAUGAAGCUACAUGUUGCUGAUAUAACUGGAGUCCCGUGGGUAAAGAGUUGAACCCCCCCAAAAAAUCCCUCCUUUAUAUAGUUUUUUCUCACCCAUCCACACACAGUACCCAAUAAUGACAAAGUGAAAGCAUAUUUUUAGAAAUUGUAGCAAAUGUAUUGAAUAUGAAAUACAGAUUACAGUUUUGAGUCGUCUUGGGUAAGAGUCAUCAAUUUUGCAAAUCUGGAUUUGGGGAUUUUCUCCCAUUCUUCCCUGCAGAUUUUCUCAUGCUCUGUUAAAUUAGAUGGGGAGCGGCGGUGAACAGCAAUCUUCAAGUCUUUCCACAGACUUUCAAUGGGAUUCAAGCCUGGGUUUUGGCUGGGCCACAUAAGGACUUUCACAUUCUUGUUCUGACGCCAUUCCAGCGUUGCUUUGGCUGUAUGCUUGGGGUCAUUGUUCUGUUGGAACGUAAAUCUUUGCCCCAGUCUAAGAUGAGCUGUGCUUGGUUUUCUCCAGACAGCGCUUUGCAUUCAGGCCAAAGAGUUACAUUUUUGUCUCAUCAGAUCACAGAAUCUUUUGCCUUAUGAUCAGUCUUUCACGUGCCUUUUUGCAAACUCCAGGCGUGAUGUCAUGUGCCUUUUUCUCAGGAUUGGCUUCCUUCUGGCCACUCUCCCAUAAAGCCCAGAUCGGUGAAGUGCUGAAGAAACUGUUGUCCUUCUGGUAGGUUCUCCCAUCUCAGCCAAGGAACUCUGUAGUUCAGUGGAGGCUGGUCGGAGGAGAUAUAGGAGGACUGGCUCAUUGUAAUGGCUGGAAUGGAAUUAAUGGAACGGCGUCAAAUGUGGUUUCCAUAUGUUUGAUACCAGUCCAUUUAUUCCAUUCCAGCCAUUACAAUGAGCCUGUCCUCCUAUAGCUCCUCCCACCAGCCUCCACUGCUGUAGUUCUGUCAGAGUGGUCAUUGGGUUCUUGGUCACCUCCCUGACCAAGGUCCUUCUUGCCCGGUUCCUCAGCUUGGUCAGACGGCCAGCUCUAGGCAGAGUCUGGGUAGUUCCAUAUUUCUUCCAUUUCCCAAUCAUGGAGACCUCUGUACUCUUGGAAACUUUCAACACUCUAGAAAAUUGUUUUAUACCCUUCCCCAGAUAUAUGCCUCAUCACAAUUAUAUCUCGGAGCUCUACGGACAGUUUCUUGGACUUCAUGGUAUAGUUUCUGCUCUGGCAUGCACUGUCAACUUUGGGACUGUAUAAAGACAAGUGUGUUUCUUUCUAAAUCAUGUCCAAACAAUUGAAUUGGCCACAGGUGGACUCCAAUCAAGUUGUAGUGACAUCUCAAGGAUUAUCAAAGGAAAUUGGAUGCACCAGAGCUCAAUUUGGAGUGUUAUAGAAAAGGGUUGUGAAUACUUGUGUAAAUGAGAUAUUUCUGUAUUUCAUUUUCAAUAAAUGUGCUAACAUUUCUAAAAACAUGUUUUCACUUUGUAAUUAUGGGGUAUUGUGAGUAGUGUAACUACAUUUAAUAAAUUUUGAAUUCAGGCUGUAACACAACAAAAUGUGGAAUAAGUCAAGGGGCAUGAAUAUGAUCCAGUAUGUGUAUAAUUAUAAUGGACACUUCAUGUUUUGUGGAUAAUAUUUACAUUUCCAGUGGGUGAAAGAGGGCUGUUAAGGUCACAAAAUUUCAUCAGCCGGUGAUUGUCAAGCAAAUAACUGCUGGUCUCACGGUAAUUGACCAAUAAUUAACAUAAACACAUUUAGCAUCUCCUGGCUUCCACACAUAGCCUACAAGCCACUGAUGCAGACCUUUGGAACAUCUACAAGUCUAAUAAAUCCAUGUAAUACUGUGCCUUCGGUAAGUAUUCAGACCCCUUGACUUUUUCCACAUUUAGUUAUGUUACAGCCUUAUUCUAAAAUUGAUUAAAUAAAAACAAAUCCUACACAAUCUACACACAGUACCCAUAAUGACAAAGCGAAAACAGGUUUUUAGACAUUUUUGCAAAAAAAAUAAAAAUAUAUAUAUACGUAUUCAGACCCUUUGCUAUGAGACUCAAAAUUAAGCUCAGGUGCAUACUGUUUCAUUGAUCAUCCUUGAGCCGUUUCUACAACUUGAUUGGAGUCCACCUGUGGUAAAUUCAAUUGAUUGGACAUGAUUUGGAAAGGCACACACCUGUCUAUAAAAGGUCCCACAGUUGACAGUGCAUGUUGGAGCAAAAACCAAGCCAUGAGGUCAAAGGAAUUGUUUGUAGAGCGCCGAUACAGGAUUGUGUCGAGGCACAGAUCCUUGGAAGGGUACCGAAAAAUGUCUGCAGCAUUGAAUGUCCCCAAGAACACCGUGGCCUCCAUCAUUCUUAAAUGGAAGAAGGUCGGAACCACUCUUCAUAGAGCUGGCUGCUCGGCCAAACUGAGCAAUCAGGGGAGAAGGGCCUUGGUCAGGGAGGUGACCAAGAACCCGAUGGGCACUCUGACAGAGCUCUAGAGUUUCACUGGAGCUUGGAGAAUCUUCCAGAUGGACAACCAUCUCUGCAGACGUUAUUCCAGUAGAUGGCCUAGUAUAGGCUUGGGCCUUCAGCAAGUGACUUGUGUGAGAAUGAGACACAAAGAGCCUUCUCUAGAAUAACCGCCUGAGCUGCAAAAUAAAAAGUAAAUACUAUUUAGGCUAGGCCUAUUCCGCUAUCUAAAUAUGCCAUGCUGUUGUGUGUUCUUUAAUGGCCAUAUAAUUGCAUAAUUUAUUUUUAUAGCCACGUGGGGCUACUGUGGUGAUCAUGUAACCUAAUGAAUCACACUUUUUCCAGUAUUUGGGAGCACGGACUGUAGGCCUUAUAUUAGGCAGUUUGAUGGUUGUAUUAGUGAAUUCCACUCUGUAUGUAGGCUUGUUAUAGCCAUUUGCAUUGCACAACCCCAUCACGCAGAGGCUAUAUCCAUAUCAAUAAAUGGGUCAAAACAAAAUAUUGAUUGUCUUGGCUAUAACCUGUCCUGAGCGACAUAGCCAAGUGGUCCCAAAUGUUCAAGACUAUCUAUAGCCUAUUCUUAUUGUCAGAUCUGUUUUCCCUAUCAGCCACUCCAUGUGCUUCAGCUAUUUUGUUUAACAUUUAUUUAGAGGCUAUAUUUAGAGGGCUGUGAGCUAGGGUAUCUUUUUAAGGGGAGCCCUAUAAUAAAAAGUUAUAAAACACAAAUAGAGUUCAAAAAUUAUUCCGCAAGAAUCCAGUACCCAAAAUGAUAGCCUAAAUUGCAAUGCCUACAAGUUGAAUGCCUAAUUUUCAUUUGGAUAGGACUAAAUUAAACAUUGACUGAACUGAAUGGAUGAAUUAAAUGUUCAAAUAUGUUGGAAUGACGAGUUGCACGCAUCAUGCAUGCUCUGCACUUUAUGAAGUAAACUCAUCGGAGUAAUAGAGAAUGGAGACUUUUAACUUGAAAAUGUGCAGGAUACAUCUUUUCGUUUUCCUUGACUUCAGUUUUGUUUACUGUGUUAUGCUUGUUCUGGUAGCACUUCUCACAGGUCGUUUCAAAUCAAAUCAAAUCUAAUUUUAUUUGCCACAUGCGCCGAAUACAACAGGUGUAGACCUUACAGUGAAAUACUUACUGACAAGCCCUUAACCAACAAUGCAGUUUUAAGAAAAUAAAAAAAGUGUUAAGUAAAAAAUAGAUAAAUAAAAAAUACAAAUAGCAAAUAAUUCAAGAGCAGCAGUCAAAUAAAAUAACAGUAGGGAGGCUAAAUGCAGGGGGUACCGGUACAGUGUGCGGGGCACCGGUUAGUCGAGGUCAUUGAGGUAAUAUGUACAUGUGGGUAGAGUUAAAGUGACUAUGCAUAGAUAAUAAACAGAGUAGCAGCAGCGUAAAAGUGGGGGUGGGGUGGAGGGGCAAUGCAAAUAGUCUGGGUAGCCAUGAUUAGCUGUUUAGGAGUCUUAUGGCUUGGGGUAGAAGCUGUUAAGAAGCCUUUUGGACCUAGACUUGGCGCUCCGGUACCGCUUGCCGUGCGGUAGCAGCGAGAACAGUCUAUGACUAGGGUGGCUGGAGUCUUCGACAAUUUUUAGGGCCUUCCUCUGACACCGCCUGGUAUAGAGGUCCUGGAUGGCAGGAAGCUUGGCCCCAGUGAUGUACUGGGCCGUACGCACUACCCUCUGUAGUGCCUUGCGGUCGGAGGCUGAGCAGUUGCCAUACCAGGCAGUGAUGCAACCAGUCAGGAUGCUCUCGAUGGUGCAGCUGUAGAACCUUUUGAGGAUCUGAGGACCCAUGCAAAAUCUUUUCAGUCUCCUUAGGUUUUGUUGUGCCCUCUUCACGACUGUCUUGGUGUGCUUGGACCAUGUUAGUUUGUUGGUGAUGUGGACACCAAGGAACUUGAAACUCUCAACCUGUUACACUACAGCCCGUUGGUGAGAAUGGGGACGUGCUCAGUCCUCUUUUUUUCCCUGUAGUCCACAAUCAUCUCCUUUGUCUUGAUCCCAUUGAGGGAGAGGUUGUUGUCCUGGCACCACACGGCCAGGUUUCUGACCUCCUCCCUAUAGGCUGUCUCAUCGUUGUCAGUGAUCAGGCCUACCACAGUUGUGUCGUCGGCAAACUUAAUGAUGGUGUUGGAGUCGUGCCUGGCCAUGCAGUCAUGGGUGAACAGGGAGUACAGGAGGGGACUGAGCACGCACCCCUGAGGAGCCCCCGUGUUCAGGAUCAGCGUGGCAGAUGUGUUGUUACCUACCCUUACCACCUGGGGGUGGCCCGUCAGGAAGUCCAGGAUCCAGUUGCAGAGGGAGGUGUUUAGUCCCAGGGUCCUUAGCUUAGUGAUGAGCUAUGAGGGCACUAUGGUGUUGAACGCUGAGCUGUAGUCAAUUAAUAGCAUUCUCACGUAGGUGUUCCUCUUGUCCAGGUGGGAAAGGGCAGUGUGGAGUGCAAUAGAGAUUGCAUCAUCUAUGGAUCUGUUGGGGCGGUAUGUACAUUUGAGUGGGUCUAGGGUUUCUGGGAUAAUGGUGUUGAUGUGAGCCAUGACCAGCCUUUCAAAGCACUUCAUGGCUACUGACGUGAGUGCUACGGGUCGGUAAUCAUUUAGGCAGGUUAUCUUAGUGUUCUUGGGCACAGGGACUAUGGUGGUCUGCUUGAAACAUGUUGGUAUUACAGACUCAGUCAGGGACAUGUUGAAAAUGUCAGUGAAGACACUUGCCAGUUGGUCAGCGCAUGUACAUGUCCUGGUAAUCCGUCUGGCCCUGCGGCCUUGUGAAUGUUGACCUGCUUAAAAGUCUUACUCACAUCGGCUACGGAGUGUGAUCACAUAGUCAUCCGGAACAGCUGAUGCGCUCAUGCAUGCUUCAGUGUUGCUUGCCUCGAAGCGAGCAUAGAAGUGAAUUAGCUCAUCUGGUAGGUUUGUGUCACUGGGCAGCUCGCGGCUGUGCUUCCCUUUUGUAGUCUGUAAUAGUUUUCAAGCCCUGCCACAUCCGACGAGCGUCGGAGCCGGUGUAGUACGAUUCAAUCUUAGUCCUGUAUUGACGCUUUGCCUGUUUGAUGAUUCGUCGGAGGGCAUAGCGGGAUUUCUUAUAAGCGUCCGGGUUAGAGUCCCGCUCCUUGAAAGCGGCAGCUCUACCCUUUAGCUCAGUGGGGAUGUUGCCUGUAAUCCAUGGCUUCUGGUUGGGGUAUGCACGUACGGUCACUGUGGGGAUGACGUCAUCAAUGCACUUAUUGAUGAAGGCAGUGACUGAUGUGGUGUAAUUUACGUAUGGAUUUUCUUACGAGCGUAACGAUACGUACGUUCAACCUUUUGGCAGGUAUCUCGCUCCAUACAGAUAUUUCACCAGAUGUAUAAAUGUGAAGCAUCCAGUUGGCGUUUCCACUCACUACCUAAUAUGGUGGUGAGAGGAAGCCCAGUGGCCGGCAGUGGGAGAAUAUUGCGCAAAAUAGAUUUAGGCCAUUCUGAUAAUUUACUCGUCAAUGAAACAUUUGAUCUCCAUACAGUUUUCAGUUUCCAAAACUAGAAUCUGUAACAAACAGAGUGGACUGCGUUUUGUAGACUUUAACCUUUGCCAAAGUUUUUUUUUAUGUGCGUUGUUUAGGAGUGCAAAGGCCAAUUUAGUAAUUGCACACUCGCAUUUCACAUAGUAGGUGUUUCCUAACGGAAAUAUGCAAAUAAAUGCUAGAACGCGCCAAUAGGAUCUCACUAACUCAUGCUUUGCCCUGCCCACCUCCUUGCUUGUUAUUGUUCUGCCCACUAUGAUUUAAUUGAUUUGCUCCCAUUGGAAACGACAGGCUCUGGUCUAUCUUGGGUUAGUUAUAAAACAUAUUUGGUAUAGCCUCUCCCUGGUGCUAACAAGAGACGCUUAUGGUCGCUGUGGAUAAAAAAUAAUAAUAAUCCCACUACCCGUACAGUAGGUGGCGGCAAUACACAGUAUCGGUUGUAGUUUGCCAAUAAAGCUAAACGAAGAAGAAGAAGAGAAGAAAAGAAGGAGAUUGAGACGCUGGUUGUACUUUGUUUACAUUUUAGUGAACUACACUAAAUUUGAUUACGAGGUGUCUGCAUCUAGCGGUUGCUUCUACACUACACUUCCAUUAAAAUUACACAUUCUGAGGGCAUUUUCGGUCUAAUAAUGGCAAAUGCCGUUGCUUUUCACACUCAACUAGCCUCCAUCAUGGAGGUUUUGGCAAACGCGGCCGUGGCUGAAAUCUGCGAGCUUGUUGACAAUGGCUAUGCGGUCCUGCAUUUAGAGAUAUCUCAAGGGCAGAAGGAGAAUGAAGCAUUGAGGAGAAAACUACGGAUGAUGGAGCUGAAAGCGUCUCGUGCGAGUGCUCCGAGAGCGGGAAUGGGAAGUUCCAUCCUCGCGCACAGUCGCUCUCGAGCUCACCUUGGCAUGGACUCAAAAAGGACAUCAAGCAGUAAGAUUUGGGCGUUCCAAUAGAACACAUACUAACUACAUUUAUUGGUUACAUCAUUUUAGAAACCAACUUAUCAAGACAUCAUUGAUAAAAUGUGUUGUGUGUGAAUGUUAACAAUUUCCCUUGUCUGCUCAUUUUAGGCGAGGUACAAUGUCGGAGAGCAGUUGAUUCCCAGUUGGUCACCAGCCUUUUUAGGGACGGAAAGUCCUCAGGUGAUACUGGACAGACUACCACACCGAGAAAGGUAAACAUUUUCCCACACUUGUUUCGAUAAGGGCAGCCUAAUAUUUCAGUGGUUAUCAACACAACCUAGGUCUGAAUGUAAAUAUGACCUAUAGCCUACCCAUGCUAGUGGUAAUCUUGCAUUCAAGCGAUGCUGUUGGACCUGUUUACUGUUCUGUUAGUGUUCUUGUGUUACAUCUUUUUUCAGUUGUCUUUGACUGUGACAUGUGUUCAGAGUACAUUUUCUCACAGUUAGUGGAUUAUUCCCAGUUAUAUCUUGCAUCCCAACCUUGUGUCCAACAGCCUGCAGCGUUAGAUGAGAUAAAGCCCAAAUCACCUACCAUUAAAGAGGAGAGGCUGGAAGAAGCCUGGGACAAUUAUGACCAACGAGAGAGACUGAGUACCGGUAAGUAAAUGGGAGACGGGCUUAAUCAAGUGUUUUCAUUAUGCCUUUUGGGAAAAAAAGUUUUGUAUUACACACAUCUCAUUGCACUUAGGUUCUGGGUCAUACCAUUUGACCUUUUCCCAUAAAUAUGAAUAAAUCACAAUGUUAUAUUGGGAAAAAAACAUGAUAAAUUAUUACGGUCAUGUAAAAUGAUUGCAAUAAUGUUAAACUGCGUACUGUAUAUAAUUCAUGAAUUGAUUUAAUUAUAAGUGCAACAGAUUUCAUGCCAAUAUUUUUGGCUUUCAUAUAGACUAGAAAUUGCUCAUAUCCUUUGACUGAUUUGUAAUAUUUGAUGAUUACCUUCAUGAUCAUCCAGUUCAUAGUGAUUCACACACUGUGUUGUUCAUUUUGUAGGAGCUUUAAAUCACAGUGUUGAUGGAGGAGAAAGGCAUUCCAACAUCGAAACAGAGGCUGCUCAACCAAUCAGCAAACAGGAGAACGCCAGCUCCUAUAUAUGGGUGAGUGGCGAAACAGACAACAGCCUCUUGCCAGAAUCAAAUGAAAACCUGAGUGUGAACAAAAGAUCUCAAACCCCAGCAUUGGAAGAUGGUGAUGGAAUACUUGACCAUGCAGGCUUUGAUUGUAUGAUGUUUGAGCCCCCCAGACAACUUGGGACACUUAGCACCCAGGGUCCUGGGGCUGAUCUUCCCGAGUGCUCUUACUCUCAUGUGGAUGUUGUACCUAUUCACUCUGAUUCAGAGAAUGGUUUUCCCUUUUCGAUGAACAAGGUGAGUCGCUCCAUAACUGAGCACAAACAACCUGUAGCUUACAGAGACAAUAGACAGAGGGCGCCGUUGCCCUCAGAUGAGCCUCACAUGACUGUGCGAAAAGGCAUUGAGACUGGAUCCAGUGCCUUGGUAAUGAUGGAUGGUUGGGUCUCCCAUGACAGUCAUAAUAAUGACGCUGUGAAUUACAACCGAGAUGGCACAGCAGGUAACCGGUUCAUUUGUAGUUUCUGUGGUAAGACUUUGGCUUGUCUGAAGAACCUCAAGACACACCUUAGGGUUCACACCGGGGAGAAGCCGUUCAGCUGCAUGCAGUGCGGGAAGCGCUUCUCAGACUCCAGCAACCUCAAGCGACACCAGAGCGUUCACACGGGGGAGAGACGCUACGGCUGCAGCCACUGCGGCAAGCGCUUUGCCCAGUCAGGCUCACUCAAAGUCCACCUGAGCAUACAUAAAGGAUGCAAGCAGUUCAGAUGCCCACAGUGUGAAAAGACUUUCAUAUCGGCCAAUCACCUCAAGAGACACAUCAGUGUCCACGAUGGAGAAGGAAGACUUUUACCAACCACUUUUCAGUGAGUGAAAGCGUACCCAAACAUGCUUCAGCCCAGCUAGAACAAAAAAAGGAAUCGGGUGCUCGACUGCAGGAGUUGAUAAUCUAAAAAGUAUUCCAUACACUUUUGAAUGAGUGUCUUUGUAACUCUCAUUGAAGUUGUUUAUCACUCAUCCUCAACCCACUGUGUGGAAAGCGGUUUGUGGACUCAAGUCAUGUCAUUAGACACACCGGAUACUACAUACAGUGUGGGGAGAGGUUUGCUGUGAAGCACAACCUUAGAAUUCACCUAGAGAGAAACUAUUCUGGUUGCUCUAGUGCUGGAGAUUGUAUUGUCACCGAGUAUACCACAAACACAAUUAUUCAUGAAUAAUUUUACUUUGUAACAUUUUGACUGUAGUGGGCUAUUUGUUAUUUACAGUUGAGAAG